AUGGCACACCGGUUCAUGGUUCCCGACUCGAGCCCUGCGCCGUCGACCCCGGACAAGAAAUCAAGGAAUGGCAUGACCUUCUCAUUCCUGGGGGACAUGCCAUCGACGACGCCUGCUGGACCGCCCCCGUCAUCGCAAGCCUCCUUCACCCCGGCGGGAGCCCCUUCAGAAUCGUACCUUGGCAGCUCCAUCGUGCGAGGAGUAAGCACCAACAGUAAACCUUUCGGCUUUGCCGGUGCUCAAUCACAGAGUGCGUCGGGAAGGAACCUGUUUGGUCGCACUGAGCCCUCCGGUGCACCGCUCGGCCACUCCAUCAGAGGAGGUCCCCGCCAACCUUCGAGCCUGAGCAGGCAAUUUAGCAUUAGUGACGAAGAAGCAGAAAAAGAAAAAGAUUCUGAAGGAGAGGAUGAACUCCCGCCGCAUAGCCUCUUCCGUAAAUCGAACACCUUCCCCCCUCUACACGGCGGGGAGGAGGAUGGGGACGCAGAGGGCGACGACAUCGAAGCCGAAAUUGAACGGUACAUUGAUGAAGACAUGGAGGGUGACGAGGAUGCUGAAGCGGAUGAGCAGGAGGAGGAGGACAAAGGGAUGUCCGAAGGGGCCUCUGAUGAAGGGGACUUGUUUCUGAACAUGCGACACGACGACCGACCCUACGGACAUCCCAUCAUCGGGGAAGGCGACGACUUGAUGAUGCUCAAUACUCCAGCUGCGACAGACAGAGUUCGAAAGGAAGCUGAAGAUAUUUUCCGACGAUCAUCUGCACGGCUUGGUGGCUCCAUGCGACGAGAAUUUCAUUUUGCGACUAUUGCUCGAGACAUGUAUACGCAGCAAGAUGCUGCGAGGAUUACAGAGACUGCUGAUUUGAUUCUCAAAACAGAGGACUUGGUGUGCCGUCUUUACGACGACGGCAUUGGACCGGUGGAUGAUGCGGAGAAGAUGGACAACUCUUUGGCCAAUAUCACAUACCGACUGGUCAAGCUCUGGAAUGACUACGUCGAAGACUUGCCUCCGCCUGAAGGGGAAGAUUUUGCGACGAUUGGGCCCGGACCCGAUGCUGAUUCAUUUGAGAAGGCAGCAUAUGUCGCUCACUUAGUCCUGCGCUUGCACCAUACUAGGUUCGACAGUGACAUGGAAGAUGACAAGAUACCGCCUCUGCCCGAAGUUCUUUUCGAUUGGCAGCAAGCCAGCCACAACCUGUACCCAGACCAGAUUCGCGAAAUCAGCUGCUACAAGCCUGGCCCGGCUAGCCAUGGCCUGUUCUGGCAGACGCUCCGUAACGCUUUACUCAGAGGCGACGUGCGCGGGGCCACUCAGCUUUUGAAAAGUGCCGGGUGGGAGAAUGUUAAGAAGGGGCCAAGGGGCGACAAUGCGUACACCGGCAAAGCGCUGGAAAACGUUCGCCGAUUUGCGGAAGCAACCUGUGACAUGCUGGAGAAGUGUCCAGCUAUGGCGGGUGACUGGGACAUCUGGAACAGCAGCUGGACUCUGUUCCGCGUCCAGGCCCGUGGAUGUCUAGAUAGGCUGACGCUCUUUGCCGAGGGCCGCGAUACGCAAUUCUCAGGGUCCCCGGACGACACCAACUCCCCUGAGCCACGGUCCAUGUCGACGAUGGCUCGAAAGGCAUCUAGUCAAAUACCUUGGGAUGUGUACGAAAACCUACAAAUCGUUCACGGUAUUGUUCUCGGAAAACAUGAAUCCAUUUUGGAGACGGCCCAGGACUGGUGUGAGGCCACGGUUGGGCUGUUUGGAUGGUGGGAUGAUGGAAGCCACCACAGAAACCUGAGGCUGUCUCAUGCUCGAGGCUUCCGAGCGUCGUCUGGACCGCAAUUCGGAGCCUCGCCAGAUUACUUUGAGCGGCUGAGUUCCGCAUUCCGCCUUGUCCUUCAAUCGGACAUGAGCCCCAAUCCUGUGAAUGGUGUUGAGGUUGCUAUUGCCUCGUGCUUCGAGGGCAACGUGAACGGCGUUAUUGGGCUCCUUAGGACCUGGUCGCUUCCCAUAGCGUCCUCUGUAGCCGAGAUCGCCUCACUUGGCAAGUGGUUACCCCCUACAGAGACUGCCAAGCCGUUGCCAACAGACACCUUGGACAUGGAUGACCUUGCUUUGCUCGGUGUCGUGCCACCCUCGACUGACGAGCGGCAAGGAAUCAAGGAUACCACGCUCGUUUUGUAUGCGCGGGAAUUGGCUGGAAUCGACCGACUCUCUGCGAAUAAAGAUGGGUGGGAAAUGGCCAUCCAAGUCCUCGGCAGAAUGGACGUGCCAGAGAGGUCAGAGGAGACCGUCGGGGAGCUUCUCCGGGAUCUGUUGGUCAGGCUGGACGAGAACUCUAGCAGAACCGUCGACAAAAUGUGGAGGAUACUCAGUGAUCUCGGCAUGAUGACGUAUGCCGAAGAGACGGCAGAGGCGUUUGCCGACAUGUUGUGCAAAGAGUCUCAUAGAUACGGCGAGGUGCUCUGGUAUUAUGCUCUAUCACGCCGACCAGACAGAGUGCGGGAAGUGUUGAAUCUUCUCAUAUCGUAUUCACUCAUUCAGUCGACUGCCUUCCCGCCUAGGAACGACCUAGACGUGGACCUUGAAAACUUGCUUUGCAAGAGAACAGAAACGCUGGAAGCUAAAGCCAAGCAAGAUUUGGAGGCUGCACAGCUGCUGGGCCGGAUGCUCAGUGGCUAUGCGACGUUGCGGAGGUUUUACGAGAUUCGCGACGAGCAGAACCUGGCCGAGAUUUCAAAUUCGAAAGCGAGAGCGCUCAAGAAACAGGCUGCGACUGCAUUGAUGGCCGUCAUCUCCAGUGCAGAUGACAAUAUUCGAGGGGGACUGUACGACGAGUCCCGCGACGCCGUCGUCAGCGAAGACUUUUUGCUCGCCCUGCUCGGCGAGGCGACCGUCUUCAUCAACCAGACACCCUGUGCUCUCUCUCUGGACCAGAUCGACAUCCUGCUCAAGGCGGUGGAAGAUGUGCAAACUGUGGGAUCGCGGGUCUACGAUUCUUGCGCCUGCUUUUUUGACCUGGUCCUCUCGUCAGGCCAGGGUCUGAAGGGAUCCACGCCGGCGGACCUCAUGGCGAAGUCGACGGCAUCGUUGAGCGGAAGCAGUUAUGUGAUGAGCGGGAGCUCAAUGCUUGUCAGCCACAUGCACAAGUCAACCGUGGCUGGCGGCAAGGCGACACGGGGCUGGGACUGGAGGAAGGCAUGGCAUGUGUCGAGCAAAGGCGAGGAUGUGCUCCGGAGGCUGCGACUGGGGUUGUCGAAAGACCUUGCAUCUCUGUGGCUGGAGGAUGCUGACGGGGUCGCUGUAUAUUGA
Metarhizium album ARSEF 1941 is the source of this 3297-nucleotide messenger RNA. RefSeq names its product aconitate hydratase. Gene Ontology annotation, cellular component: nuclear pore outer ring. The transcript has 2 exons. Gene Ontology annotation, molecular function: structural constituent of nuclear pore. NCBI's taxonomy places the organism in Eukaryota, Fungi, Ascomycota, Sordariomycetes, Hypocreales, Clavicipitaceae. Bases 1 to 3297 code for a protein of 1098 amino acids. Gene Ontology annotation, biological process: mRNA export from nucleus; protein import into nucleus; positive regulation of DNA-templated transcription. The record is from RefSeq and is a predicted model, not a curated record.